AUGGGAGGAGAAUCCAGUUUUUCAGCUGUUGCAUCACCAGUCUUCGAUGGAGACAAUUAUCAAAUGUGGGCAGUUCAUAUGGAGACUUAUUUGGAGGCCCUGGAUCUUUGGGAAGCAAUAGAAGAGGAUUACGAGGUCCCUCCACUUCCAGCAAAUCCUACUGCAGCAAAAAUCAAAUUACAGAAGGAUUAUCUCAAGGCUGAAUAUAAAGAAGAUGAGAGGAUUCGUGGAAUGAAAGUCCUGAAUUUGAUUAGGAAUUUCGAGUUGCAGAAGAUAAAGGAGUCAGAGUCGGUGAAAGAGUACUCUGGCAGACUUCUCAGCAUCACCAACAAGGUGAGAUUGCUUGGUUCUAUAUUAAAUGAUUCCAGGAUUGUUGAAAAGCUGCUGGUCACUGUUCUAGAGAAGUUUGAAGCCACCAUUACUACUCUGGAGAACACCAAAGACCUGUCAAAGAUAGAAGUUUGA
This is a messenger RNA of Cucurbita moschata (crookneck pumpkin), 465 nucleotides long. RefSeq lists its product as uncharacterized. The coding region runs from base 1 to 465 and encodes 154 amino acids. NCBI's taxonomy places the organism in Eukaryota, Viridiplantae, Streptophyta, Magnoliopsida, Cucurbitales, Cucurbitaceae. The record is from RefSeq and is a predicted model, not a curated record. The transcript is spliced from 2 exons.